Linum tenue is the source of this 4428-nucleotide messenger RNA. Lineage: Eukaryota; Viridiplantae; Streptophyta; Magnoliopsida; Malpighiales; Linaceae. The record is from the annotation of a GenBank genome assembly.
GAUAAGCAAGGAAAGAAGCCACACCGAAAACAGCCACGUGGGUUGCGAAUCCUUUGAGCUGUCGUGAGCCCUGGGUCCUCUGUCUCCCCCGCUGGCUCUCUCUCUCUCUUGCUUUGCUGUGUCUUUCUCUUCUCUCUAUGUGAGCUUUCACUUGGCAUGUUAAGGAGGGAAGUCACCAAAAUUCUUAUUCUUCGUGCAUGGGCAGCUCACAAGUCACACCCUUUUCAAUUUAUUGCUCUAUCUGGCAAAAAGGGUGACACAAUUGAAAGAAUUGCUUCCUUAAAUUUCCUAUUUUUUCGUGUGUUUUGCUGGUAGAGGUAGAGAGAGAGAGAGGGGGGCAGAGAGGAGAGAGAAAGAACUGCCAGAUUUGCAGCUCCUGAGGAUCUGUAAAUUGCGGAGAACAGGUCAAGCUACAAGCUUUUCUCCAGGUAUCGGUGAAAGUGAAGGAAAAAGCAGUUCCCGUUGGGGUUUUUGGGGGGUCUAUUCUUCAGGGAACCUCUGCUUUUGGGAUGGAUUGAGUCUCUGGCUUCUGGGUUGCCUCAAAGGGCUGGAAGAGAAUUGAAUUGGGUGCUUAACUUGCUCGGGGAUGUAGAACUGGGGCUGCAAAUGGUGGGCUUGGGACAACUGUUCUUAGAAGAAAAUCAAAGGAUUAAUAAGAAGGUCUUGUCCAAUGGAGAUGUCUAUAUUGGCGACUUUAAGGGAGAACUUCCCCAUGGAAAAGGCAAAUAUUUGUGGUCAGAUGGCACUGUCUAUGAUGGAGAAUGGGAAGGGGGUAAGAUGACUGGAAAAGGACAUAUAUCAUGGGCCGCAGGAGCCAAAUAUGAAGGUGAAUUUUCUGGUGGUUAUCUUCACGGCUUUGGCACCUUCACUCGUCCUGAUGGGUCUGAAUAUCGAGGUUCCUGGAGGAUGAAUAUACAGCAUGGGCUAGGUACGAAACAGUACUCCAAUUUGGAUGUUUAUGAAGGUUGUUGGAAGGAAGGUGUACAUGAAGGUAACGGUAGGUACUCUUGGAGUAAUGGCAAUGUCUAUGUGGGGAAUUGGAAAGGCGGAAUCAUGAAUGGUAGAGGAAUCAUGAAAUGGAUCAGUGGUGAUAUCUUUGAUGGCUCUUGGUCAAAUGGCCUGAGGCAUGGGUCCGGGGUUUAUAGGUUUUCAGAUGGGGGUUUCUACUUUGGAACAUGGACCAAAGGUUUGAAGGAUGGGAAAGGGACAUACUAUCCCGCUGGAACGAAACACCCCUCUCUAAAGAGAUGGUGUAGAUCGCUUGGUUAUGAUGAUGUUCCAAGUAGCUUUGAGUCCCGUGAUGCUUCAAUAUUGAAUUCAGUAGAAGUUGAGUCUCAAAGAACAAGCAUUAGGCGCAGUGUCUCGGAAUUGUCAGGUAGUGGAAGUUUAAGAGGUUCAGGAAGGAUAAUGCAGAGAACAGCAUCAAUAGACAGAAGUUCAAGCCGUGGUCAUUCUGCCAGAGAGUUGAUAUUUAAUAAUGAAUUAUCAAGUGCGCUGUCUCACAUCUCAGAUGAUGCUCACAGCGUGGUGCUAGACACUGAUAGAAUAGCUUAUGAACGAGAAUACAUGCAAGGCGUUUUGAUCAAAGAGAGGAUUGUAACUGCAGAGCGGUCACGGAAGACUAAGCAUAAAAACAAAUUCCAUGCCAAAGAAGCGAAAACGAACUCGUGGAUGAAUAUUUUCCAGAGCCGUCAGAGCUAUUAUCUAAUGCUUAAUUUGCAACUUGGUAUCAGGUAUACUGUGGGAAAGAUCACACCAGUUCCCAUGCGUGAAGUUCGUCCUUCUGAUUUUGGAGAGCGAGCUAGAAUAAGGAUGUAUUUUCCUAAAAAAGGAUCCCAGUUCACCCCACCUCACUACUCCGUUGAUUUCUAUUGGAAAGAUUACUGUCCCAUGGUCUUCAGGAAUUUAAGAGAGAUGUUCAAAUUAGAUGCAGCUGAGUACAUGAUGUCUAUUUGUGGUGAUGAUGGUCUGACAGAGCUUGCUUCACCUGGGAAAAGUGGCAGUCUCUUCUAUCUUUCUCAUGAUGAUAGAUUUGUGAUCAAGACGUUAAAGAAGGCCGAGCUCAAGUCCCUUCUCAGGAUGUUGCCAAAAUAUUACUGUCAUGUAGGCAAGCAUGAAAAUACUCUCAUAACGAAGUUCUUCGGGGUUCAUCGAAUAACAUUAAGAGGUGGACGAAAGGUACGGUUUGUGGUCAUGGGUAAUAUGUUUUGCACAGAAUUGAGAAUCCAUCGUCGUUAUGAUCUGAAGGGCUCAUCUCAUGGAAGAUACACAGAUAAAGAUAAGAUCAAAGAGGGUACCACAUUAAAGGACCUUGAUCUAGAUUAUGAAUUUCACAUGGACAAAUUAUUGAGAGAGUCACUCUUCAAACAACUUCAUCUGGACUCCAAGUUCCUAGAAUCUCAGAACAUAAUUGAUUAUAGCCUUCUCUUGGGGUUGCAUUUCAGAGCACCAGAGCAGCUGAAGGCCGUUUUAGAGCCUCCUGGUGCCACAACCAAUCAUGAUAGUUUUUCUUCAGAUGAUGUUGGUGUGAGCUCUCAAGGGGAGCCCUUGAUACCGCCGACCGGAUUGAUCUUGGUCACUCAUGAACCUAGUUCUGUCAACACGGCACCUGGUCCUCACAUCAGAGGUAGCACACUGAGAGCUUAUUCUGUUGGUGAGCGGGAAGUCGACCUGUUACUGCCCGGGACUGCAAGGUUGCGGGUUCAGCUAGGAGUGAACAUGCCAGCUCAGGCGAGUCACAAGCUGCUGCAAGAAGAGGGCGGUCCCACGGAGGUUGAACUCUUCGAGGUCUAUGACGUGGUUCUGUACAUGGGAGUAAUCGACAUAUUGCAGGAGUACAACGCUAGGAAGAAAGCCGAGAAUGCUUACAAAUCACUCAAGUUCAACCCCCUAACGAUUUCUGUCGUUGAGCCAAAGCUAUACGCUCAGCGGUUCCUCAGUUUCCUGCAGAAAGUGUUUCCGGAGCCUCCCUGAGAACUUAUAUCCAAAGCUGCGUGUGGUGUAGCUCUCCAUCUUUUGUUCAGGUAAUUGCCGGUGAUGGUGAAUUCUAGCCCGGCUCUCGAAUCGAAUCUCUUUUGAUUUCUGAGAUGGAAGUCUCUUUGCAACUUUUGUAGGAGAAAGGUGCAUUCAUAAUUUCUUUUCUAUAGGGAGUACAGUAACAGUGUCGAUUUUUGUACAGUAGUAAUAUUCAUUUAGCCUAUAAAAAUUCAUGCACCAUGAUUUUUUUUUUAAUCUACGUAGAAAUAACUUUAUUUAACUUGUCAUUUCGCGGCGUACGAAACUUUUAGCUAAAAACACAGUAUCGUUGAGUACAUCUCUAUCGUUCUCCUCCAAUCGUCAAACCAUGCUUGAAGUCUUGCAAUGUCUUUCUCCCUGCAAGUUUGAGUGCUUGUUAAGCUAGAGGUCAGUCGCAUGGAUAAUAUCGAAUCCUCGAAGUCUUCAGCCUCGUAAAUCGAGAGAUUUCAUUCUCAAUCAUUGGCUUGAUUCUCGUAAACGAGCCUCCUCCUUUCUUCGUGCAAUUCUGACAAAAUAUAAGUCGAGAGAUUUCACGUUACGCAAACCCUGCAAAAAUUUCACGGCUACUCGACUACACCAUCCCAACUCGUUAUACAAACCCGCAUAUGGAUAGGACACCAUGAGCACAGUAGCGCGAUCGAGGGACGGAAGGUUCAACUCGGGGAGUUCUACAAUAUGACUGACAUGAGUAGUGAAACAGAACGACUCGAGCUUCGGGGCCGACACUUGACUGACUGAAAACCCCCUCGAAUUACGAAUCUCCAGUCUCAGCAACUGGAGCCCGGUCACUUUGAAUCCAUCCGAGUACGACGAGAGACUGCAAUCGAGUAGCUUCAAGCAUCUCAAAAGAGGGAUGUUGGCAAAAGGAUCGUGGCCGCGAGAAACCAUCCACUCGCAGCCACGCAGCUCCAGAGUGGUCAGCAUUCUGCAGCCCGAAAUCGAGCCGAGAUCGACCCGGUAGCAAUCGACCAGCUCGAGAGCCUCGAGAGCCUCGAGCGGGUUUUCGUCGAGCAAGAUGCCUAGAUCGUCUCGGUUAUUCACUCUCGUGUAUUUGGAUGUGAAGCUGACCUUGUGGAUGGUUGCGUGUUGUGACCGGAGGUGAAGAAAUUUGCGUACGAAAUUUAUGCCGCCUUGGAUCGCGGAGAAGGAGUUCUGGUUGAGAUUGAGGACGCCGACGUCUUUCCACAGGUCCCUCCACCUCUUCGAGAGCACGCUGGCUUGGACGACGAGUUUUGUGUCGUCGAGCGACGAGAGGAUGUGAUACAGAAUGUCGUCGGAAAGAUCGCUCACUCGAUCAUCUUUUACUUCUGCGCCGUCGUCGUCACGUCUCGUUUUUCGAGGCAUAACGGACACAAAAGGUGAAUCAAACUGUCCCGAUGAGAAAUUGUCGGCGACGGUUUGCUGGCUAAGUUC